AUGGCAACGGAAGGCGAACCAGAUGACUCUUGGAUAAGCUCUCUGCUCGCUUUGUCCCCCUUCGCACGCAUCGUCGAAUUCUUCUCGGCAGAAAUUGGCGACGGUGGUAAUCAACGGAUGCAGCGAAAAGAUUUCAUGUACAACUUUUACCAUGACAUGAAUGCACAUCAAAAAGAUCAUAUGAACUCCGUGGUAUGGGGAGGUUCGGAUCAUAACGUCCAACCUGUUCAUAGUUCAGUGCGGGAUCUGUGGUUUGAUGCUGCGAAGACUGAAUUGGAAGCUAGAAAUGCGAAUCCCCAUAAUAUUGAGGAGGUUUUCAGUUGGAACGGGGUUCCUAUUCUCUUUGGAUGUCUGGAUUGCCACCGUACACGAGGAUGGCUUGCGUGA
Messenger RNA from Penicillium malachiteum, 387 nucleotides. RefSeq lists its product as uncharacterized. Bases 1 to 387 code for a protein of 128 amino acids. The transcript has a single exon. Lineage: Eukaryota; Fungi; Ascomycota; Eurotiomycetes; Eurotiales; Aspergillaceae. The record is from RefSeq and is a predicted model, not a curated record.